GGAGUAUGUGAUAAGAGUCAUCUGGUGAUGUGAUAUGAAAUAAACUGCUUAUGGAAUAUUCCAUCUUCCUAUAUUUCCGCUACAUGGCACAUGUCCCCUACGCAGGACUGCAGGCAUACCGACCCCGCCGAAUCCAUGACUAAACCGCCGUCCAGGCCUGGCCAGUCCAGCGGGUGUCAUUGCAAAAGGCGAGCUCCUAGCGGCAGUCAGGAACCACAGGACAGACAACCCGCCGUUGGCUUGGAUGCUCCAUCGCAAAUCUGCUCAGGCUUCCCCACCCAGCCUUAUCCCCAAAGGGCAGGUUCUCGGCUCGUCCCCGUCGCCCGUCAGUCGUUGACUUGUCGUCCGACUUUUUGGGUCCAACUCAAACUAAGCAGAGCUAUGGUUAAGGAUUCCGCUGCCACGGGCUUGGCGGGGAAUGUGACCUUUUUUUUUUCUGGUUUUUUGCUUUCCCUCUGGUUGAAGGCGGGAAUAACGUUAUGAUGGCGAGGUCUGGCAGAUGACAUUAUUAAUACCAUCAGUAAUCAAGAGCGGUCGGGCUGGGGUGACGAUGCCAGGGCCAGAGUCUCGAAUAGAACGAAAAGCCGAGAUCUGCGAGAGUUCUGGCAUCUGUGGGAGAGAGCGAGGCUUAGACGGUCUCCUCAAACCUUACCUACUCCGGCCAGGGAGGAAAAAUAAGAUGAGACGGAGCUUGGCGGCCAGCCCACUCCG
Messenger RNA from Aspergillus steynii IBT 23096, 711 nucleotides. RefSeq lists its product as uncharacterized. The transcript has a single exon. NCBI's taxonomy places the organism in Eukaryota, Fungi, Ascomycota, Eurotiomycetes, Eurotiales, Aspergillaceae. The record is from RefSeq and is a predicted model, not a curated record. Bases 91 to 483 code for a protein of 130 amino acids.